Pseudopipra pipra is the source of this 1202-nucleotide messenger RNA. RefSeq names its product TLC domain containing 1 (gene TLCD1). NCBI's taxonomy places the organism in Eukaryota, Metazoa, Chordata, Aves, Passeriformes, Pipridae. The record is from RefSeq and is a predicted model, not a curated record. Gene Ontology annotation, cellular component: plasma membrane. The transcript has 4 exons. Bases 137 to 838 code for a protein of 233 amino acids. Gene Ontology annotation, biological process: regulation of membrane lipid distribution; phospholipid homeostasis; membrane assembly.
AGGGUGGCUGCCCGUGCACUGGAAUGGGGACAGGGACAGAGGUGGCACUGCCACGUGGCCAUGCUGCCAUCUAGCGACAGCCAGCCCGGCUCACCGGGGCCAGCCAGCGCCCAGUGCCCUGCACCGGGGGGCAGCGAUGGGGCAGGACCCUCACUCAGCAACCAGCCAUGCCUCGGGGCCCACAGAGCUGGCCUCACCCUGCUGCCAUGCUGGUACUAGGGGGCACCUGUGUGUCCCCCUGCCUAGGGUCCCGCUGUCUGGGGUCUAUGUCUUCAGCCUCUGGCACUCCCCGGAGCUGCUCUCCGACAUCCAGGACGGUUACAGCGUCUCAGGGCACCUGCUGGUCUGCUUCUCCUCAGGCUACUUCAUCCACGACACCCUUGACAUCAUCUUCAACCAUCAGUCCCGCUCGUCCUGGGAGUACCUGGUGCACCAUGCCAUGGCCAUCUCUGCCUUCGUCUCACUCAUCAUCACAGGCCGCUUCCUGGUGGCAGCGGUGCUGCUGCUGCUGGUGGAGGUGAGCAACAUCUUCCUCACCGUCCGCAUGCUGCUGAAGAUGAGCAACGUGCCUUCCCCGGCGCUCUACGAGGCCAACAAGUACAUCAACCUGGUGAUGUACUUCGCCUUCCGCCUGGCGCCCCAGGCUUACCUCACCUGGUACUUCCUCCGCUACGUGGAGGUGCAGGGCCAGGGUGCCUUCCUCACUGCCAACCUCCUGCUGCUCGAUGCCAUGAUCCUCAUGUACUUCUCCCGCCUCCUCCGCUCCGAUUUUUUCCCCUCCCUGCGCAAGGGCUCUGCGGGGAGAGAUGUGGACGGUGAGAAGUUUCUGAUAGACUGAGACAUGUGCACCGAGGGGGAACCUGGGCUCCAGCUCCUGGAGGUUUUUGGCCUCUCCAAACCUGCUCUGAUGUGCCUUAGGGCUCGCUCCCAGGCCCCAGGCCCUGCCUUCACCUGCUCUGCUGCCUAAAAGCACUUCCCUGCUGGACCAGCCCGACAGCUUCGCCGAGCCACGGGGAUGCUGCCAAAGCCAGGGGCACGGCCAAUGGAGAAGCAGCCCAAGCCAGUUUCCACAUGGGCAGCUGGAGGGCCAGGGGUGGCCGCACUUGACAGCUGAUGGCCUGGGAGGGUUGCGAGGGAAGGGAUGAGUCCCUCCCAUGGUGAUGUUGGGUGUUAUGUGCAUUAAAAUCAGUCUGUUAACUGCU